UCCUCCUCCUCCUCGGCCUCCACCUCCUCUCCGUCCUCAGGCUCAGCCGCCGCGCCGCCGGGCUGCUCCUCCUUCCUCCCCGGGCGACCGCGGCGAUGUUCAACCGCGCGGUGAGCCGGCUCAGCAGGAAGCGGCCGCCGUCAGACAUCCACAGCAACGAUGGGAGUCCCGGCAGCAGCCACCAGAACCCCAAGAGCACAGCCAAAUGGGCUGCCUCUCUGGAGAAUCUGCUUGAAGACCCAGAAGGCGUGAAAAGAUUUAGGGAAUUUUUAAAAAAGGAAUUCAGUGAAGAAAAUGUUUUAUUUUGGCUAGCAUGUGAAGAUUUUAAGAAAACACAGGAUAAGAAGCAGAUGCAGGAAAAGGCCAAAGAGAUCUACAUGACCUUUCUGUCCAGUAAGGCCUCGUCACAGGUCAACGUCGAGGGGCAGUCCCGGCUCAACGAGAAGAUACUGGAAGAACCUCACCCACUGAUGUUCCAGAAACUCCAGGACCAGAUCUUCAACCUCAUGAAGUAUGACAGCUACAGCCGCUUCUUGAAGUCUGACUUGUUUUUAAAACACAAGCGAACAGAGGAAGAGGAGGAAGAUCCGCCGGAUGCCCAAACGGCAGCGAAAAGGGCUUCGAGAAUUUAUAACACAUGAGUCCCAGAGAGCCGGCAGGACGGACGGCUCUCGGAGGCGAAGGAACUCACUCUCGGGACCAUGCAGGGUUCAUAAUUGCUUUGUUAUCUGUAAGGACUGAAAGGCGCAACCCCUCUUCCGUGGGAUGUGUGUAUUUUAUUAACUGCUUGACCAGUAAGUUUUGCAUGAUGGCUAAUCUUACAUAAAAAAACAAAUAGCUUGGAAGUUUUAGUUCUCACACACACACACACACACACACUCACGUGCAGAAGACUCCUUAAACACUGCACACUUUGAGCAUUUUGUAGCUUCAUUAAAUGUCCUGUGAGGCCACCAGGCAAAUUUA
This is a messenger RNA of Suricata suricatta (meerkat), 966 nucleotides long. It is a transcript of the gene RGS10, whose product is annotated as regulator of G protein signaling 10. The transcript has 5 exons. Gene Ontology annotation, biological process: regulation of G protein-coupled receptor signaling pathway. The record is from RefSeq and is a predicted model, not a curated record. Gene Ontology annotation, molecular function: GTPase activator activity; G-protein alpha-subunit binding. The coding region runs from base 96 to 641 and encodes 181 amino acids. NCBI's taxonomy places the organism in Eukaryota, Metazoa, Chordata, Mammalia, Carnivora, Herpestidae.